CGUUAACCCUAAUUUUGAGAGGCUUGUGCAGUCGCGUACGAAAAAUGGAGAUUGUCGAGUCUCUAGAAGACAUCCCAGUGCAAAACCCACAAGCAGAAGACUUUUCAUAUACCGAUCUGACCUGGACCAAGUUCGGGACAACGGAGCAUCACGACGAAGUAGCACUCAUCCCUUACGCGAGGGUCGACGAGUUUAUCAUCGGAGAAUGCUCAAACCCAGAUUCCCCUACUCGAUUCCACAUCGAAAGAGGAAGGAAACGCUCUCGCGGCAGCCUCAAGGAGUACAAGAGCGACGAGUAUCUCGAAUACAGGAUGUAUUGGUGCUCUUUUGGUCCUGAGAACUACGGAGAAGGAGGUGGUGUGUUGCCCAGUAGAAAGUACCGUCUCAAGACUAGGAACCGAGCUGCGAGGCCUCAAUCCAUGAGAGGAUGCAUGUGUAAUUUCGUGGUGAAGCGUCUCUACGCUCGUCCUUCUCUUGCGCUUCUUAUUUACAAUGAGAGACGGCACGUGAACAAAGCUGGCUUUGUCUGUCAUGGACCGCUUGAUAGAGAUGCAUGAUUUGAAGCUUGAAUCAACUACUCUACGAGGAAACUGUUUCAAACUUUCUUGUCACUCCUCCUGACAAAGUGGUUCAUGUUUCUCAAGGAUUCAAUUAAAAAAAUUAUUGUCUGUUGAUCCUUCCACCAGAAACCUUUUGAGGGACGGUUAAUUUGUAACAUUUUAAAUUGGAUCAUUAUGCGCAAGUCAAAUUGAAUAAUGGG
This is a messenger RNA of Eruca vesicaria subsp. sativa (arugula), 760 nucleotides long. The record is from the annotation of a GenBank genome assembly. NCBI's taxonomy places the organism in Eukaryota, Viridiplantae, Streptophyta, Magnoliopsida, Brassicales, Brassicaceae.